CUCUUUUCUCCUUGGUCUUCUUUCUUUUUUUCCCACCUCCCCGUUCUCAUCAUUCAAAGAUUAUUGCGAACGGGAAGAGUGCAGUACAUACGACAAGCCCCGCGCCUUGCUGCCCCUCCUCGCUUGUGGCGCCCGUUUUCGGCUCUUAGCGCGUUUCCCUAGUGCGGAGAGCUAUCACGUCACGCCCUCCUCCAUCUGACCACCGCCAGACGCGCGAGACGUCCUUCAAAGAGAGGCUUCUGCCUCGUGCGGUGGAUCCAAAGCUUCCUUCUCUUCUCUUCAUAAUACCCCCUCACUUCGAAGCUCCUGGCCGAGCGCUUUCCUCCUAUUCCCGCGCUUUAAUUCGAAACGACGUACCCCGCUGUGGAGCUCAGAGCUCCCCCCGUCCCAACGAGCGACUCACCGCCCAACCACCCCGCGGGAUUCAAGACCAGCAGACCUAGAAACCUCCUCACACAGCCCUAAUACAACACCACCGACAACAACGAUGGCAAUCUCCAGCGCCCCGCCAACCCCCUUCCCGCUCUACCUCCUCCCCUCCAUCCCCUUCCGCCGCCGCCGCAGCUCCGCCCUCUCAACCUCCACAACCUCCUCGCCCUCCAGCUCUCCCCCCAGCAAACCCACCUCCUUCCUCAGCGCAGCCCCCACCUCGCACCUGCGCUGCUCCAAAUGCCUCACCGACCUAAUCCCCACCAGCUCCAUCAUCUCCAAAGGCUUCACCGGCCGCCACGGGCGCGCCUACCUCGUCUCCCCCCCGCCAACCGCCGCGCUCUACCCACGCGGCUCCCUCCCGCCCAACGAGCUCGGCGCCGCCGACCUGCCCAACACGCUCACGCACAAGCCGGUCCCGCGCCAGCUCGUCACCGGCGCGCACACCGUGUCCGACAUCUCGUGCCGCACGUGCGGCAGCGUGCUGGGCUGGAAGUACGUCGAGGCCGAGGAGGAGUCGCAGCGGUACAAGGUGGGGAAGUUUAUCCUGGAGACGAAGAGGGUGGUGCGGGGGACGGGGUGGGAGUUCGAUGGCGAUGUUGAUGGAGGAGAGAGCGAGGGGAAGACGGCGCGGGAUGAGGAGGUGGAGUUCGAUAGCCAGGAUGAGGAUGAGUGUGAGGAUUUGUUCUCUGGGAUUUGGAGUGCGCAGCUUGCGAGGCGGAGGCGGAAGAAUCGUGGCUGGAGGGAGGAUGAGUAGGGUUGGUCUAGCAUAUCUUGGGGAUAGGAUGGGUGUCUCUUGCACAUGCGUGAUUUUAUGGAUAUGUUUUGGCGUUUUGGGACGCAUGGGUUGGUUGGAUGAGUGGGCAUUAUUGGCGCAUUUGGUAUUGCAUGCGCUUUCUGGAUACCCCCUAGCACUUCCGCCCACUCACGAUACGAAUACCCGGAUUCACAGAUACCCCCGGUUUAUACCGUCCACAACGGAUGCAUACAAACACACAUGCUUGGAUUUAUACGGCACUUAGUGGACGGGAUGGGAUAAGUGGCGGGCGUAACGGCUUGCUUCAUCUCGUCGUAAGGUACAUAGGGCACAUAAUAGUAAUAAUACAACCAGACUCUUCAGCAAAGAAACGC
This is a messenger RNA of Trematosphaeria pertusa, 1560 nucleotides long. RefSeq names its product yippee-domain-containing protein. The record is from RefSeq and is a predicted model, not a curated record. Lineage: Eukaryota; Fungi; Ascomycota; Dothideomycetes; Pleosporales; Trematosphaeriaceae. The transcript has a single exon. Bases 488 to 1186 code for a protein of 232 amino acids.